CGCGGUCGCACUGUCGAACGGAGCUUUUUAGUCUCGGCACGAAAGCUACCGUGUCGGCAACUCGACAACUCAACACAACUUCCGAAGAGCGCGAAAGUUUAUAUUCAGCCGUACGGCCCCGUUUUUAGGGAUAUGGAAGCUACCGGACCAGCCGACGGCUGAGUCCGCCACGAUGGGUUCUGGUACACCGCUUUCUUCCGUAACGGUCUUUCUUUUCGAGUGUGCCCUUCUCGUUUUCGCGCAAUUCUUUGUUGGAGCGUCGGGUUACGAACCCGAUUUCUUAUACCCGUUGGAGAACAUCACUGUGGCUCAAGGUCGUGACGCGACUUUCACGUGCGUUGUGAACAAUUUGGGGGGAUACAGGGUGAGUGGGGAUCCAGCGACAGCGCGGGUGGCUUGGAUAAAAGCGGACACGAAAGCCAUCUUGGCGAUACACGAGCAUGUCAUCACGAAUAAUGCCCGGCUCACCGUCACCCAUAACGAUUUCAACACGUGGACGUUGAACAUUAGAAGUGUUCGACGCGAAGAUAGAGGACAAUAUAUGUGCCAAGUUAAUACAGAUCCCAUGAAGAUGCAGACCGCAUAUUUGGAAGUUGUUAUUCCUCCUGAUAUCAUUAACGAGGAAACAUCUGGUGAUUUAAUGGUACCAGAAGGUGGUUCUGCAAAACUGGUAUGUAAAGCUAGAGGAUAUCCAAAACCGCGUAUUAUCUGGAAGAGGGAAGAUGGUGGUCCUAUUGUGUCGCGUGGACCCGCAUCUACCUCCAAGACCAAACCGGAUAGAGUGACUAUGAUUGAUGGGGAAGUGUUGACGUUGACCAAGAUUACCAGAUCGGAGAUGGGGACGUAUCUUUGCAUUGCAGCGAAUGGUGUUCCGCCGACUGUUAGCAAGAGAAUGAAUCUCCACGUGCACUUUCAUCCCUUGAUACAAGUACCUAACCAAUUGGUUGGGGCUCCAAUCAACACCGACGUCACCCUUCAGUGUCAUGUGGAAGCUUCUCCUAAGGCUAUUAACUAUUGGACGAAAGAAAGCGGUGAUAUGAUUAUCAGUAACGACAAGUACAUUAUGAACGAGAUGCAGAGUUCGCAAUACAGCGUACAGAUGCGUUUGGUGGUGACCAGGAUCGAAAAAUCGGAUUUGGGUGGUUACAAGUGCAUUUCGAAGAAUUCGAUAGGAGACGCCGAAGGGAACAUUCGGUUAUACGAAAUGGAGAUGCAAGCAAAGUUGGAUUCAUCCGAAGAAUCCGACUCGGCAAUUCCACAACAUGCCGCAAUGGACAUCGAUGGCGUACCAGAACUCCACAACAACGGCUACCAACGGUCGUUAACGGAAUCUGAUGAAGAUAUCCCCAUCGCGGUGACGUCGUCGUCCCCGUCAUCUAGCGGAAAUAGAGUCGGCGAUCCAACGCCGCUUGUCAUCCUGCUACUGGCAAUAGUGUUUUAAAGCUAAAAACUAAAACGUGUACAAACAUGCUGUGCUGGUGUGGUAUGUGCCAAAAAAAUGUAAGAAGAUAAUCUGUUCGUGCUUCGCUCCAUGCUCCAAGCAACAAUAUCCAUAAUAUAGCCAGUGUUUAUGAAAAAAAAUAGCAUGAUUGGUGUCCUAGUUGAGCCCUUAGCAAAAAAAAAAGAAUAAUGAAACAAAAAUCCCAGUAUAAUCUUAUCUGUAAUAUAUGUUACUUGCGUUCAUUUCUCACGGUUAGAUUCAAAAAAGGAGUAUUUAUUUAACUUGUUAUCGGGGGUCAUUAACGAAAAAUAAAGGUAUACUGUUUUA
Onthophagus taurus is the source of this 1768-nucleotide messenger RNA. Its product is annotated as lachesin. NCBI's taxonomy places the organism in Eukaryota, Metazoa, Arthropoda, Insecta, Coleoptera, Scarabaeidae. Gene Ontology annotation, cellular component: neuron projection. The record is from RefSeq and is a predicted model, not a curated record.